Messenger RNA from Brassica rapa (field mustard), 1321 nucleotides. RefSeq names its product thioredoxin-like fold domain-containing protein MRL7, chloroplastic. Gene Ontology annotation, biological process: regulation of DNA-templated transcription; chloroplast organization. The record is from RefSeq and is a predicted model, not a curated record. Gene Ontology annotation, cellular component: chloroplast stroma. NCBI's taxonomy places the organism in Eukaryota, Viridiplantae, Streptophyta, Magnoliopsida, Brassicales, Brassicaceae.
AAACAAAACAUUUCAGCAAAUCGACGGAGAGAGAUGAAUCUUCCAGUGGUAGCUUGCUUCGCGCCAAGAACUCCGAUGCUUCACACCGGCUUGAAUUAUAGAUUUUCCGACACGAACCGCAGUUCAACACUGGUUUCCACGGCAAGGAUACCAUCACGAAACUUGAAACCUCUCGCUGCUGUUUCGUCUGAUGCCGUACCCGACCCUGAAUCCAAUCUCAAACCGAAGAAGGAGGCUACGGAGAGCGAGAACUUUCCGACGAAGGUCCCGCGUAAACCGAAGCGAGGGCGACGGAGCGAAGCGGACGCCGUGGAGGAUUUCGUGAGAAGCUCCCUCGAGAAGACGUUCUCCACCAUACGAGAGCAGAAUCCAGAGGUUUUCGAGAACAAGGAGAAGGCGAGUUUCAUCAAGAACAGAGCCGAGCAAAGCGACGAAGACGAUGAUGAAAGCGAAGGAGAAGGAGAGAUGGUGGUGGAAGAGGAAGAUCCAGAUUGGCCUGUGGAUACGGAUGUUGGGUGGGGAAUCAAAGCUUCGGAGUACUUCGAUACGCAUCCCAUCAAGAACGUGGUGGGAGAAGACGGGACUGUGAUUGAUUGGGAAGGCGAGAUUGAUGAUAGUUGGGUUAAAGAGAUCAAUUGUUUGGAGUGGGAAAGCUUUGCUUUUCAUCCUAGCCCUCUCGUCGUCCUCGUAUUCGAACGGUACAAGAGGGCUAGUGAUAACUGGAAGACGUUGAAGGAGCUUGAGAAAGCCAUCAAGGUGUAUUGGGAUGCAAAAGAUCGAUUACCUCCACGGGCGGUUAAGAUUGACUUGAACAUCGAGACAGAUUUGGCUUAUGCUCUAAAAGCCAAGGAGUGUCCGCAGAUUCUGUUUUUACGGGGAAACCGGAUUGUGUACAGGGAGAAAGACUUUCGUACGGCGGAUGAAUUGGUUCAGAUGAUUGCGCAUUUCUACUAUAAAGCAAAGAGACCUUCGUGGAUAGACAAGGCUAACGUAACCCCGUACUGCUAGUUUGCAAUGUGAACGAGUAGAGUACUAAAAGGUCAGCGUAGGCAAAAGAUGUUUGAGACUUAGCAUAUGCUAUGUUCGGAAGAAGAGAUCAAGCAGGAGUUACUCGACCUAUUAUUUUGUUAGCUUAUGGAAAUAGCAGGUGUCUGGUGCAGAGGUAAAGUUUUGGUUUUUGUGAUAAAAAUCACAAGUUUUUUUGUUGAAUUGUGUUACCAAAGUCGUCUCUGGUACUCUAGAGGCUUAUAAGCUUGAACAUAUUUGUUUAUUGUUUGUUAUAUGCAAUUUAAAAUUCCCAAGUAAUGGGGUUUUUACUAUC